Messenger RNA from Sarcophilus harrisii (Tasmanian devil), 4191 nucleotides. It is a transcript of the gene TP53INP2, whose product is annotated as tumor protein p53 inducible nuclear protein 2. The transcript has 4 exons. Gene Ontology annotation, cellular component: autophagosome; nucleus. The record is from RefSeq and is a predicted model, not a curated record. Lineage: Eukaryota; Metazoa; Chordata; Mammalia; Dasyuromorphia; Dasyuridae. Gene Ontology annotation, biological process: autophagosome assembly; positive regulation of DNA-templated transcription. The coding region runs from base 412 to 1056 and encodes 214 amino acids.
GGGUGCUGGGGGGCGAUAGCGUCGGUGUUGGGACCCUGGCUAGGAAGGGCCCAUUAGUAACCGAGGCUUGACCUCCGGCUCUAGCGGGUCUCCCUAGGGCCACCCAGAGCAAGUAAUGAUUGGCGCGCAUUAGGCUUUAAAACUCCCGGGAAAGAGCUUUCUGGGAGAAGCCGCGCAGGGACUCCGGCCGUGCGAGGGUUGGUGCCGGUGCCGUUUCCUCCCGGCCUGCCCAGCUCUGGCGGGCGCUCCCGGGAACGAGGCAAGGGAGGCAUCAGGGUAAUGCAGUCCCGGAGCUUAUGACCUCUGCGGCCGCAAUGCCUGUCCGGGGUCCAGUUGGAGCUGGGCAGGUCUCUGUAAGGCUACUGAAGCUGGGCCUUCCACUGCUACCUCCCCUACCCCGCCUCGUGCACGAUGUUCCAACGACUCACCAGCCUCUUCUUUAGCACCAGCCCACCAUCUGAGGAGCCUCCCUCCCCCAAAGCCUUCAUCUGCCCUGAGAAUGAGGAAGAAGUGGAUGGCUGGCUUAUUAUUGACCUGCCUGAUAGUUUUGCUGCCCCACCAAGUCCCAAAGCAGCCCCCCCCUGCUUGCUGGAUGAGAGCUGGUUUGUUACCCCUCCCGCCUGUUUCACUGCAGAGGGGCCUGAGCUGGGGCCUGCUCACCUGGAGAGCAGCCCCUUGGAGGACCUGCUCAUCGAGCACCCCAGUAUGUCUGUCUAUGUCACUGGCAGUACCAUCGUCCUGGAGCCUGGACCCGACCGGAGCCUGACCCCUCCCCGGAGCCCACCUCCAGCCAGAGCUGGCCACCGGGAGGUCAUGCAGUCCCGACGGGAUCCAGGCCCCAGGCAUCACACAGCCUCGAUGCCCCCUCGGACAGCGGUGCUGGAAAAGGCCAGUCAGGCCCGGUGGGUGCAGCGAGCCCGCCAGAAGGCUGACCGGCAGAGGCUGAGCCCCAAGGUUGUCCAGCGGCAGAACCGUAUUCGAGAGCGCCAUCCCCGCCGGUCCAAGCACCAGGGCAGCUUUCUCCACCAGCCGUGCCAGCGCCAGUUCAAUUACUGACGAUCCUGAGGUCGCCUGUCUGCCCAUUCUGGGCUGCUCCACUCUACACUGCUCUCAAAUAAACCUCUCACCAGCCUCCCUCCCCCUCCCCACACACUACCCUCCCCCACUUCUUCUCACCAGCCUGCUCCUGCCACUUGUUCUGGACCCAAGUGGUGAUCCCUACAUGCUCCAUGGACUUGUUGGCCAAAGCCCCAAUUCCCCAAGGAGAGGAGAAGUGUUGCUAGCCAUCCCCGUGGGGUCAACGCCUCCCUCUGGUCAUUUCCUUGUCCCAGAUCUCCAUCCCCUUACUUGGGAUGUCCGCAUCCGAACCCAUUUCUCCCUCCUUCUCAGAAUCCUGUCUUGUAAAUUCUGAUCCCCUUCUUCUCCCCAACCUUGAUCCUCUUGUUUCCUUCUACAUCUAACUCCACCUACACACAUACAAAACACUAGUUCCAUCACGAAACUGCCCCUCCCUAAGCUCCCUACUAGGAAAACUGUCCAGUGAGUGACCGAAGUGUGACUUUUCUAAAGCUCCUUGACAAAUCUUGGCAACUGGGCUGCAAUGCCCUAAGGCCCGUUUCUAUUGUCUGUGCCCUCGUACAGACUCCUUAGAGCUGGCCUAGGCCUCUGAAGGUAAAGUAUGUUGGAGAGGGCUGUGAGAUGUGAAACUUGAAAGUGAAAGAACGGAGGGAUUUAGACAGGGACAGAAAGCCAGAGACAGACUUGAGAAUGAUAAAUGACUCAAGGGAAGUAGCUCUGGAGAAAGGAACCCCCGAGUACAGGAAAGCUGGAUUUUUACUAGUUGAGAGGGACCCUGGCUCAGAAGGCUGCUUUGGUGUAUUUAGGUGGUUUCCUCCAUCUGAUCCCAUCAUAGACCAUGGCCAGAAAGGACUACUUCUGAUUCAGCUGACUCCUCUCACUUAUCCUGCUCCAUUGGAGUCGGGGAAUCCAGGUGAGCUUGUGAAACCUAGUCUAGCAGUUUUCCUGGGGGUUAGAGGCUCUCUAGGAACUGGGUUGAGGGCAAUGAAAAGGAUAACUUCUGAUCUCAGCCUGAAGGCUCUAAUGAUGGGCUGCCCAAUUUCCUGCCUCAACACCAGAGUUCUGUGCUUUAGAUUAUAAAUGUCUCACCCACCCUAGAGCUAGAAAUAAAUCUCUGCUCCAGGAUGGACAGGUCUUCUGGAAGGUUCACAGCUUUCCAAUAUUGACUAUUGUUUAGAUCUAGGCCUUGGAAGAAGGGCAGAGAAGCACCUCCUCUGGCCCUUUCACUGCCCACCCAUUCUGAGGUUAUCGCAUCUCUAGGGAACUGGAGCUAUUAGUAUCAACCUUUACCGAAGUUCCCUACCUUUGUUUUGUUUUUGUCCUUGAAGUGUGUGGGAGAGGGAGACAAGGUCCCAAAACUAUAGCCAGCCUGGGACUUAAGUAGUUGCCCCUUUUGACGCUGUGGGCUAUGAAUUCCGGGCUUAGAUACCAGCAACCCCCCUUGCAAUGCCCUGAAUAGCCCUGUCAGUUUCUAGAUUAUUUUUUCUUGUCUCUUUAUCUUGAUUUAUUUCUUAAGCUAGUUCUGUAUCUUGAAACUUUCAAGCAUCUUUCCUCUACUGCCGGUCAUUCUGCCCACAUGCUCCUUUUCACAUUUCUUGGCCCUGGCUCUAUAGCCAGAGAACAAGGCUAGCUUCCUGAGCCCAGGUGCCAAUAGCUUAAUUAGCUAGCUAUGUGGGCAGAGGCUCCCAGUCCCAAGGAACAAACUCAAUUAUUUUUUAAAAAUUAAAAUGAGACAUUUUUAAAAGACUUUCAGCUUGCUUAGAAGCCAGUGAUUUAAGAUUACAUCCUGUCCCUUCUAAGAUUCUCUCAACCUUCUUGCAAGUCUUUCUCUCCAAACCCCCACUUCAGUCACACCCAGAUACCCCACUUCAGUCACACCCAGAUAUGCUGAAAUGUUCAAAGUUCCCAUCUUCCCUGUUGCAAUUCUGGGGAGCUGCUUAUUGGGGACUGGAGUGAAGGAUGUCUGAAGAGCAGGAGCCUACCAUCCUAAAUCUUGCUUGCCUGUUUAUGCCUGCCUCCCCCUCAAGGCUCCUUCAAGUCUUUGUAACCAAGGAUCAACACAACCUUAUAAGACUUUUUUUUUUUUUUUUUACCAUCCCAUUGAAAAUGUAGCAUCUGAGUGUGGCAAUAUUUUACGUCUAUAGAUUUUUAAGACUUGACACCACUCCAUCCCCCAUUUGUUCGACUACAGAGCCACCAGAUCUUCUCAUGCUAUAUGGACUGUGUAUGUGCCUUUCACCCUUAGCAUGGUUCAGGGUUUUUCAAACCACAGAACUUGAACAAAUUAAGGAACCAGGAUUCACGAAGUCCUAUGCAACCUAAGACAGGGAGUCAGUCUGCAGUGACAACUGUUUCAGAGACAUUGGGGAAAUGACCAGUUUGUGAGGAGUAUUAGUUAGACAUUAGUAUAACCAGCACUUCCAACAUAAUUGUGUGUGCGCGCGUGUGUGUGUGUUGGGGGAAGAUGCCCAUCUUUUUGUUAUAAUGGUUUGUUUCUAAAAAGUGCGCUGUUCACAAGGACAGCAUCACUCUUUCCCUACUGAGUUUCGAGAGCAUGAACCUGCCCUUCUCUUGCCCCAAGUAUCACUUCCUGGCCCCCUGCUCCCCUCUCUUCUCACAAGAGGGCCACUGUGUGUGUGUUUGUGCAGUUGUGACCGAUUUUAAGCAUACAUGUGCAAUGAAGAACCCACCAAUUGGCCCCUUAGACAGAGCGCCUCCUCUCCUCUCUCUCAGAGGGCAUCACUGCCCCCCCAGGUGCUCCAGAUCUCGAUUGCCUUACUAAAUCCACAUGGCUUUGAACUAGGGGGCUUAAUGCAGACAAACCACCCACUUUCUGAUACCUGACUGUAGCCCUGCUGCCUGGUUCCAAACAAAGCUAGCAAGCUGCGUCUCUGUCAUAUGCUGAGCCCAGAUUCUAGGAGGAACCUACCUUAGGAUGUUUAAAAUGUGUGUUGGUGGACUCAAGGAUGCAACCACCUUGACUCAGUCGUGGUGUGUGUGUGUAUGUGUGUGCGUGUAACAGGACUUGUGAGUGUUAGAUUGUAAUGCUAUUCCUCUGUGGGGGAAAAAAUUAAUAUAAAGGAAAACACAAGAAAUAAAAAUCUAUUUAAAGGA